GAUUUUUAAAAAUAUACGUUGUCAUGGAAAUAUUAUCAUAAUUAUUACAAGAAAUUCAAACAUUUUAGAAAAAAAUCAGUUGUAAAAAAUGUCGAAAGAAGCUCAACCCAAUACUGUCUACAAAGGAGACUUCCUUUGGCCUUAUCUUGCUCCGAUAAAAGUCAAGCCCGGAAAACCUCCUGAAGACACAAGCUUAUUCGUAGAAGUGAAAUCGGAAUCGCCUUUGGAUAGAAAUCUGUGCCACUGUGAAAGACACAACUGGAGCCCACACUACAAGCGAGCUGAACAUCUCAAACAGAAGGAGCGUGCUUACCGGGAAGCUAUGAUACAAGUCGCUUCUGAGAGAGCGAUUUUGGAAAAUGAAAUCAUACAGCAUCCUUGUGCGGAUGUAGAUGAAUCUCUAGUUUCAUUAUAUGGUACCGAUUACCUGAAUAGAGGGUUUCCGAUGGCGGAUUACAGAACGAUGAAGAAGGACCACGACGACCCGAUCGUGACUCCAGUGGCAAUGAUGAAGAGUCCUUCCCAGGGAAGCUACAGAGAUGUUUCCAUGUUCAAGACAGUAGCAAUCAGCCCGCCUAACAUCUUCGGUCCCAGGAGUAUCACAUUCAACACAGUACCUGCAACUUUUGAGAGUGAUAAUUUAUACACCUCCGAAUAUUCAGCAAGAAUAUCACAGCAAGGUUAUUCGAACUUACAAACAAGUCAGCGUUUCAGAUAGCUUUUACACAACCAUUAUUUUAAGAACAUCAUUUAUUCUGAAGAUUAAUAAAGAUAUUUUUAAUUUUUA
This is a messenger RNA of Nezara viridula (southern green stink bug), 787 nucleotides long. The record is from the annotation of a GenBank genome assembly. Lineage: Eukaryota; Metazoa; Arthropoda; Insecta; Hemiptera; Pentatomidae.